AUGCGGUGUGGUGUGCCGGCCUAUAACUCUGCCCUUCUUCUGCUCGUCGCUCCGUCUUGGCCACUGUUGUGUGCUGCCGCGCCGUGGACCGGACUCCUGUCUCGCCGUCAGCUGCUCUUAGACUAUUCGCCCGCUCCGCCGCCUGAAGAAGGCCCUCCAGCUUCGGCCGGUGCCCUUCGUGACCCAGCUUACCUCCCUGCUCAGAUCGGUGGCAUUGUCGGGGCCUACGCCCUCUCGCUGGUGCUGGUCGCCCUCUUUCUUCUUGCCUUUUCCAGGCGCCGCCGCGAGCAUCUGAGAAACCGGGACCGCGACCAGGACGACGUAUACUUCGAGUUCAAUCCGUUUCCGGAGCCGUUCCAGCUCGAGUCCGAGGAGGAAUAUAAGAGACAGCUCGAGCAAUUCCAGCUCGAACAGUUCCAGCUCGAACAGCUCCGGCACUUCCAGUUCGACCACGCGCAAAACGAGCGGAUCCAGAAGCUCUCUCUCCAGACUGAUUUUCCGAGGAGCCCCGUCAGGAACUUCUCGCUCCCUGCCUCUGCUUCGCCCCUUAGCCCGGGUCGGUACGGUCCACUCAGCCCGAGCAAGUCGCAUCGCUCUGCUUUUACCGAGUCGUCGCCAACUUCGACUGUCCUCGCCGCUGGCAUCGAUCUUUCCGUCGAUCAGUCGAUCGUGAACCGGGACAGAGCCAUGGCGCAACAACAGUUGGAAGAGAUGUACAAGCAUGUCAUGGAGCUGGAGCGGGCUAAGGAGGAAGGGAGAGAGUAUCAGGGGCCGCCGAUUCCCGCCCCGCCCUCCGCCUCGGCGAGCGCGAGUCCCGCAAAGGCCGGGACCACGAAGAAAGGAAGAAACAAGCCCUCCAACUUGAAUCUCGCACAGGACGACAAGUCGCAAUCGCGCAGCUCGUCCAUCUUCUCCUUCCUCAAAUCCCCGCGGAAGAACAAGGCCCCAAGCGGCUUGAACAUCUCGUCCCCAAUCAUGACGCCUAUGUCGGGAACCUUCCCACGACACGAUGACCAGGAGAUGAAUGCCAUCCCGCCUCGGCAUUAUGCUCCUCCCGCACCGCCCCCGGUACCGUCUGAUCUGCCCUUCCGCCGGGCGGCGACGGCUUCGGCCGCCGGGAGCAGCCACCUCCCAACCCCAGACAUCUCUCCCGUCAGCACGCAGAGCAUCGACUCGCGCAUUGACGCCGCCAUCGGCCAGCCCCCGAGCCGCGCCGCCCGCCGCGAGCAACGCGGCCGGGAAACACGCAGCGACGACAGGCUACCGGCCCACUCGCGCGACGUCUCCACCGCAACCAGCACAGCAGGCGAGUACGAGCCUGUCUCCGCGGUCUCGGAGAACUCCACCACCGCCCUCGUCGGCCUUCCGCAGUCCCCGCGUCCGGGCGUCAACCGCUUCCCCAGCCUCGACUCCCUACCCGCCUCGCCGCGCCCGGGCCAGCAGACGUUCGCCCACUCGUCGACCUCCUCCUUCCCAAAACAAGCCUCGGCCGUCCGCGAGGGCGGCGCUCUCCCGCUGCGCGCGUACGAGCCCUCGGUCAGCAGCCCGACCGCGUCGAGCUUCGCGACCAAGCAGACGGUGUUCACGCGCGCCGCGCCCGGUCCGCUCUCGCCCGGCUUGCCGACGGGCAUGCGCACCCCCUGGACCGGCGCGCCGGUGCCCUACACCCCGUACCAGCCUUUCUCGCCCGUCGUGCCCAUCACCCCGACCGUGGUCACGCGCGCCGACCGGAAGAGGAUGAAGAAGUUUGAGCCCAAGACGCCGACUGUGGAGAUGGUUAAGAGUUCGGACGAGAUCUGGUAG
Messenger RNA from Chaetomium strumarium, 1803 nucleotides. RefSeq lists its product as uncharacterized. The record is from RefSeq and is a predicted model, not a curated record. The transcript has a single exon. NCBI's taxonomy places the organism in Eukaryota, Fungi, Ascomycota, Sordariomycetes, Sordariales, Chaetomiaceae. Bases 1 to 1803 code for a protein of 600 amino acids.